CUGGCCCUACGUUUAUUUUGCUUUGUCCGCCCAAAAGGAAACUUGCUGCAAGGACUCCACUCUAAAAUUGACUUUAUUAUGAGCCAGCACGAUGCUCAACUAUAUUAGAGACGCAAUCAUGGCUCCAACCACACGUAGCAGUCCCAAGAAGAACAAUAGCAAUCAGGCAGCAGGUGAAGUUCUCAAGGAUGUGGGCUCAUCUGAACCAAGGGAAACAGCAGGUGCUCCAAUGCGUGGAUACAAGGUUACUGAUAACGAACGGACAAGGAAAUACGGCAUUGGAGCCAAUUCCCUGGAAAUGCUAAUAACCAAGACCAGAAGCAAGUUUCCGCUGCUUGAAUUGCAUUUGUAUUUGGCAUCUGAUGGCUUCGAAGUCUCCGAUGAUGACUACUUGAACAGUCUGCCAGCUCAGACGCUGUUCAUUGUGGCUGGUCCGGAUGCCGUCAUCACAACAGAUGCCGACUUCGAGUUUGAGAAGAUGCGACAGCAAUCACCACUGCUGAAGGUGGCUGACAUUUUCUACGACUUUAUCGAACAGCAUCCGGAAAAGUUCCGUCGCAUGAUCACCGAAUACGAGCAUCAAAAGCAACGUCGUGUCCUCGACAACACAAAAGCCCACCUAAGCCUGAAGGCCGAGCACGUGGAGUGGUUCGAAGGCGGAGAGGAGCGUUUCCACUCCAAGGAGGAGGCCAUGGCCAUGAGGGCGCAGACACGUGUGCGCGGCUAUUACUAUAAGGCCAAGGAGGAGCUGACCCGGAAUCCUCUGUACCGUCAAAAUGCUAAGGCUCGACAAGUGAUAAAUUCGGUGCUGGAGCAGUUUCGUUACCUGCUCAUCGGCUGCGACUAUUUCUCCAUGAUGUUUGACCGUAGGUGCCAGCAAAAGCACGAGUUCUUGCAUCAGCAAUUGGGCGGCGAGGAAACUGAUGCUGGCAAUCUGCCCAGCAAAAGACUAAGGCAGGUGAUCAAGGAGUACACCAAGGAGAACUGCAUACUCGACGAGUGGUCCGUGUCGUUGUGCUCCGACUUAGGUGACUUUUAUUGCCAGGGCGCCUACUCGGAUAAUGGAAACUGCUGCUCCAUGCAGCACACUAUCAAUCCUUACGCCUCCCGGGAGAAUUUAAUAUUAUUCCAGGUCUGGAACCUGGACCACCAAAUCGAGUUGUGUCGCACGAUUUUGCCCGCUCUGGUGGCCAAUGUGGAAGAACUUGUUUCUUAUCCGCAGCGCAAGUGCCCACUUCACAAGAAGCAAGUUAUUGAUAUCUCCGUACUUGAGUACUUCCUCGAAAUAUUCUCAUUAAAGAACCUCAAACUGGUUCACAUUGUCUGCCACGAGAAGGUGCAGCGCUCAAGCCGUUCCAACGGUCGACUGCUGUGCUCCGACUGUCACGAGUAUCGGAUUGUGCAAGAACUAAUGGAAGUGCAGGUGGACAGCGCAACCUCUUAAAUGGUUUGUCAUAGUUGUUUAAGGUACACUAAUCUAACCAAGCAAUAUUGUAAACAAUAACUAUACAAACUCAUGUUUAACUUUUGUUGUCCUUACUUUUAAAAUCCUUAAUUAUUUAGUUUUGGAGCUUUUUAUAUUACUGAUCUCAAUUGAGAUAUGUUGUACAAAUGAAAAUUAUCUCAAAGUUAACUAAAAAAACGUACUGUUGAAAGUAUUUACAUAUAAAAUACGUAAACUAUUAA
This is a messenger RNA of Drosophila ficusphila, 1686 nucleotides long. It is a transcript of the gene Drep4, whose product is annotated as DNA fragmentation factor subunit beta. The transcript has 3 exons. Gene Ontology annotation, cellular component: nucleus; cytoplasm. The coding region runs from base 92 to 1444 and encodes 450 amino acids. Gene Ontology annotation, biological process: apoptotic process; apoptotic DNA fragmentation. The record is from RefSeq and is a predicted model, not a curated record. Gene Ontology annotation, molecular function: DNA endonuclease activity. Lineage: Eukaryota; Metazoa; Arthropoda; Insecta; Diptera; Drosophilidae.